This is a messenger RNA of Setaria italica (foxtail millet), 2713 nucleotides long. Its product is annotated as wall-associated receptor kinase 5-like. The record is from RefSeq and is a predicted model, not a curated record. NCBI's taxonomy places the organism in Eukaryota, Viridiplantae, Streptophyta, Magnoliopsida, Poales, Poaceae. The transcript is spliced from 5 exons. Gene Ontology annotation, biological process: protein phosphorylation; cell surface receptor signaling pathway. The coding region runs from base 353 to 1837 and encodes 494 amino acids. Gene Ontology annotation, molecular function: calcium ion binding; protein serine/threonine kinase activity; ATP binding. Gene Ontology annotation, cellular component: plasma membrane.
CUGAUCACAGACUCACAUGAAGUAUCCCCUAGCAGUUCCCUACGUACCCUUUCGCUCGCCGGCCGGGCGCCACUGAAAAGCAGCCGGCGGCCGGCAUGCCGCGUGGAAGAAACCGCCGAUCAGCCGCUGCAGCUGCCGCUGAUGCGGUUGCACACUUGCACGACCACUCGCCCUAGCGCUCGCUCUCGUCUCUGCCCUGCCUCGCGCCGCGCACUCGAAGGAUUUGCUGUUGCCAUCACGUCCGGCGCCUGCUCCGAGGACAACAACGUGUGACAACGUCCCGGAGCCCUUCGGCAGAAGAAACGAGUCUCGACACGGCUUCGGGGUGAUAUGCGGGCCAAAGAGGGAGGCCAUGCUGUCCAUCGGCGAGGACGAAUACAGAAUCGAUUUCGUGUCCGUGCGGGGCAGCUACGUGGUCAUCUUCGCGGAGCCCAUGGCGCAGGUGUGCUACGACGGCAAGGGCAAGCCGACGCCGGACACUGGAACCGGCGGGCCAAAGAGCUUGGACGGGACGACGUUCACUUGGAGCUUGGAAGGGACGCCCUUCACUUUCUCCAAGAGUAACAAGCUGGUCAACUUCGGCUGCAACCGCACGCUCAUGGCUAACUUCUUCAACCGGCCCGGUGAUCUCAGCCCGCUACCGCAACACCCCAGCUGCACCACCACGUGCACCACCCCCAACAUCAGCGGCUCUUGCCUUGGGGAAGCCUGCUGCGAGGCCCCCAUGGACCAGGUGCACGGCGCCAAGGCGUUGAGCCUGUCUUUCGAAAGGACCACGGCGAACGGCACCGGCGACGGCGAGGAGGACGGAACCUGCCGCGCCGCCUUCUUCCUGGACAAAGACGAGGCCGUCUUCACUUUCGGUGGCGAGCAGGUACGGCCGCUAAAAAAGGCCUUGUUGCCGCAAGGUGAGCGCAGGAUGAUUUUGGAUUGGGCGAUUGGGAGCACCACCUGCGACCAAGCUCAGAGCUACACCUUCGAGCCACUGUGCAAGUACGGCACCUGCGUCGACGCGCCCAGCGGAUCGGGCUAUCUCUGCAAAUGCCCUGACGGGUACGACGGGAAUGCGUACGUCAGUGACGGAUGCCAAGAUAUCAACGAAUGCCGGAAUUACAAUAGUAACAAUUGCACCUAUCUGAACCUCUGCAACAAUACUUUGGGAGGCUAUACUUGUUCUUGCCCCAAGAACAAUAUUGGUGACGGUUACAGGACAGGAACAGGCUGCAACACCACUCUUGUGACACCUGAUUCUCCUACGCAACAACCGCAAGGUAUCAGCGUGUGUGAUCACCCGGAAAAGAACCCUUGUACAUACAUUAAGUACUGCAUUGAUUCGGAAGGAGUUGUUUCGUGCGCCUGCCCUGAAGGGAUGAGUGGUGAUGGCCGGAAAAACGGUAGUGGCUGCUGUUUUAGCUGUCAAAAGCACUUUCCUCUAGAAACAGUUUUGGGUGUAGGUCUUGCACUUAUGGUUACAGUGACCACCGCUGCAUCGUGCUACUGCUGGGCGAUAAAGAAAAGAGAGCUAGGAAGAAAGAGAGCAGAAUUGUUCAGGAAGAAUGGUGGCUUACCAUUGCAGCAGAGAUUUUCAACAAUCACAUCUCAAGGCGAGGACCGAUAUUCGGCAAAGAUAUUUAGUGCAGAAGAGCUCAAGGCUGCUACUGACAACUACAGCGAGAGUCGAAUCCUUGGCCGAGGUGGACACGGCACAGUGUACAAGGGCAUUCUUCCAGAUCAAACUAUAGUCGCCAUAAAGAAGUCCAAGGUGUUUGAUGAGAGCCAAGUGGAGCAAUUUGUCAAUGAGAUUGCCAUCUUGUCGCAGAUUGAUCUGUUAGAUUGAUCUCUUUCCCGAUUGGCCCAACGGCCAAUCAGGACCUUGAUCUGCGCCCUGAUCGGGGGCGCUCACCCUAUCAAUGGGUGGUGGGCCCCUGUCGCGCUGCGCUAUAUAAACAGGGUGGGGGACCCGGCUCGGCUCACGAGGUUCGCCGCAGCCAGCCGCCCCCACCGACACACCUACCGAUCUAGGUUGCGCAGUAGCGGCGGGAAGUUCCACCGCCACUUCACCGCCGACCAAGCUCGGCACUGCGCGUCGCUGCCUAGCGCAGACUCCGUCAACAGAACGAGCGAUGGCCAGCAGCUCUGCUGCUCCCACCCCUAGGGGUGAAGGUACCCCUUUACUCUCCUCUCUCACACUAGGCACUCACCAGGAACCCCUUGCCCCUCAUGUUUCUCUCGAACCCGACUAGAUGAACUCUAGUGAUCCUAGGCAAGGUCCUAACAUUGGUAUCAGACACCUCCUAGAAGUCUUUCUAGAUCGGGAAAAACAGUAGAUCGAGAAAAAGCAGAAGAAAGAAAAGCACCAGAAACGAAUCCCUAACCCUAACCCUAGAUCUAAAGCAAGGGAGACACGGGACCACUUACCUGUGUCGCCUUCACCGCCGCCGGCCAUCGCCGGCGAGUGGCAAAGGCCGGCCGAGCCUCGGGCUCGCCGGAGCAAAGGCUCACCCGAGCCGCCGGAGCUUCCGCUCGGGGCCCGGGGGGGGCGCACAAGCACCACUACGGGACCGCUCGACGGCGGCGCGCCCAACCCUCGGGUUGGACGCGCGCGCCGGCGAGGGGGCCCGCGGUGGCGCCGCCCCUUCUUCUUUUUCAUCUAGAUCUAACCCUAGAUCUCGAACUCUCGGAUUUCUUUGGAGAGAAGAAGGGGAAAGGAUAG